Molecule: messenger RNA, 1879 nt
Organism: Aspergillus candidus
Lineage: Eukaryota; Fungi; Ascomycota; Eurotiomycetes; Eurotiales; Aspergillaceae
Exons: 1
Coding region: 70-1842 (590 amino acids)
Source: RefSeq, a predicted model, not a curated record
CUCGACUCCACCAACCUCCUUCACCACGAAUCCUACUCCCUUCCAGCAAAGAAGGUUUGCGCAUUCAAGAUGUUGUCCUCGCGGACAGCCCUGCGCCGGGUACGGGUCCCCAGGCCCGCGCGCCCACUACCGACACCUCCGCAUCGUCAGGACGGCACCCUCCCAUCUCGUCCAUUCACCCACCAGUCUUGUCGACAGCUCCUAUCCUCACCACUAAAUCGACCACAGCUCCCCUUCCUCUCCCCUCUGUCGGGAAAUCGUCCUCUACCGCCAUGGCCUAUCCACCUCCGACAACACUUUGCGCGGUUGAUGUCGACCGAGAGCCGGAAUUACUACAGGCGGCGCAUCUCACGCGGCCUCAACAUCGGCCUCUCCUUCUACGCCAUCCUGGUCCUGUUCCAGCUGAUCAAGUUGGGGGUAUACCAGGAGGAGAUUGAACACCAGUGGCCGACUCCGCCGGAAUGGUCGUGGAAGAGUCGCUGGUGUCUGCGAUCGGCGCAGGCGCUGCAGAACCCCGAACAGAUCGGCAAGCUCAUGACCAACUGGCCCAUGGUUGCGGGGUAUCUGCGUGACCUGUUGGAGCGGCUGGAAAACCUUGAGGGAGAAGGAAAAGGCAUCCACAAGCAGGGAGACGGCGGGUUUUUGGUCGAAGGCGUCGGAGAGACCGGGUAUGAUGUCUCGGAGAAGAGCGAGCCGUGGCGGAGGGGAUACUUCCAAGCCCUCAUGGGCGCUGCCAAGUCCGCAGAGUCUCUCGAGGGCUGGUUGACCGACCGCAAACACCGCAUCUCCGCCCCGGCCGAGUAUGUCGUCGGGCCAUCGAAUCCCCGACCGAAGCCGAUGCCCGCGGGACAGAAGCAGGCGCCGGAAGAGCAGUACUGCGAGCCGGCGUCUCCCGCGCCGGAGGUCUUCUACAUGAAGAUCCUGACCACAAAGGGCUUCGACACCCGCCAGAAGCUCGACGCGGCGCUGGCAUACGCCGACUGGCUCGACUACAAGGGUCUGGCGGGCACAGCGGACGACAUGUACCGCUGGGCCAUGGACAUCGCCGCGGCGGGAUCCCCGGUGGACGCGACGCAAGUAGUGGACCUGAAAACCGGCACACUCAAACCCACCAGCAAGGUCCUACCGACUGAAAACAUCCUCCGGGUAUCCACCGCGCGCGCCGUCCACGAAGCCCGCCAGGGCAACCUCCCCACCGCACUCUCCAUCUUCACCUCCGUCCUGCAAGCCCGGCGAUCUCUCCCGGAGGCUCCCUCAGACACCACCUUCCCAUCCUUCCCCCAUCCCCCCAAAUCCAGCCGUGACCCCUUCCGCCGUCUCUUCAACACCAUCAAGACGGUCCUCGUCCCCGUCGAAUACCCCGCGCCCCUCCCAUCCGGCAACGAGCCGCCCCUGCGCAGCGUAACUGCCCCCUGCGACGAAGCCAGCCUCAUGGUCUACAUCGGCGAGAUCCUCUACGCCAGCUCCUCCAAAGAGAAGGGCCUCGCCUGGACCCGCGACGCCGUCGAAGUCGCCGAGUCCGCCAUCCUCCGUCUCAGCCGCUCGGAAGACUACACCCCGCGCCACCGCUGCGCCGACUGUCUCCGCGUGGGGCUGGAGAACUGGAAGACCAUGGUGGCGGGCUUGGUCGCCCGCGCCAAGAAAGACGAGCUCGACAGCGUGACGAACGCCCAGAAGGCGUGGUUCGGCGGCCAGAAGAAGGCCGACGCCCGUACCCUGGAGCGCAAACGCUGGGAAGCAGAGAGCAUGAUGCUUGAUGAUCGUGUCCAUGAUCUGGCGCCGGUUAUUGAGGGCGAGUCUGGGUUGACGGGCAUCGCUCCUAAUAGUUCGUUGUUUGUUUGAUUGAUUGAUUGAUUGGUUGGAUGGGUGUUGGGUUUUC